AUGGGCAUUUCCCUCAACGACUUCUACUUUCUCCACCCGGAAAUUGACGCCAACUGCACGGACCUCAUGCUAGGCAUAGCAUAUUGCGUUGAGGCUGUCGGUGGCAUCCCAUAUCGAAACACGUACUGUGUUGCUGGGCCGACAACCUUUACCAGCACCACGACACCGGCGUCCUCAACGGCCACCACCGGCGCAGUUCCGACCGAAACGGGCAUCAUCUCCACCUGCAAGACCUACUACACUGCCGUCGAGGGCGACUCUUGCUGGUCGAUCGAGCAGGCGUAUGGGGUCAGAGCGGACGACUUUGUAAGCUGGAAUCUGGCUGUUGGGGAGGAUUGCUCGGGGUUGUGGUUGGGUUAUUCCUACUGUGUUGGGGUGUAA
Molecule: messenger RNA, 381 nt
Organism: Aspergillus lentulus
Lineage: Eukaryota; Fungi; Ascomycota; Eurotiomycetes; Eurotiales; Aspergillaceae
Product: LysM peptidoglycan-binding domain-containing protein
Molecular function (GO): chitin binding
Source: RefSeq, a predicted model, not a curated record